This is a messenger RNA of Nicotiana tabacum (common tobacco), 1417 nucleotides long. RefSeq lists its product as uncharacterized. Gene Ontology annotation, cellular component: nucleus. Lineage: Eukaryota; Viridiplantae; Streptophyta; Magnoliopsida; Solanales; Solanaceae. Gene Ontology annotation, molecular function: sequence-specific DNA binding; DNA-binding transcription factor activity, RNA polymerase II-specific. Gene Ontology annotation, biological process: positive regulation of DNA-templated transcription. The record is from RefSeq and is a predicted model, not a curated record.
CCAAGGAAGAAUCGUCUUUUCUCUUUCUCUUUCUCUUUCUCUUUUUUCUUCCCUCUUUCAUCAUUUUUAUGCAUUGUUUUCUUAACUCAAUUUUUGAGUCUCUUUUUCUAGAUGAUGGCAGUGACCCUUCUUUAUUCUCUUACUUGUGACAUAACCUUAGUGUUAAUCACAUCCUUUUUGCUUCAAACUUCAAAAUUCAAUCAAAAAAUCCCAUUUUCCACUGCUUAAAUACCAGAUAUUUUUCAUAAUUCUUGCGCCCAAGAAAACUCCAAGGUUCAAGAAAAUAAUUAUGGAAGUUGGAAGAGUUAAGGAAGGUUCUAACAUGUCUACUGCUAAUUCUGUUUUGCCUUCUGAGGUUCUUCAUAAUCUCUGGAUGUCCAAUUCUUCCCCCUCUUUUCAUGGGCCUACAUCAAUGGUUAAUUUCGAAGAUGGUCGAGGAGAAAUUAGUAAAGAGAUGUCAUUUUUCUCACCAAUUGACAAAGAAGAAACUAGCACCGAUGAUUAUGAUAGUUGCUUUCACCGGCCAGAGAAGAAAAGAAGACUUUUACCCAAUCAAGUGCAGUUUCUUGAGAAGAGUUUUGAGGUAGAUAACAAGCUGGAACCAGAGAGGAAAGUUCAAUUGGCUCAAGAACUUGGCCUACAACCUAGGCAAAUUGCUAUUUGGUUUCAAAACAGACGUGCUAGAUACAAGACUAAACUACUUGAGAAGGACUAUGACGUUCUCAAAGCUAGCUUUGAUAAACUUAAGGAUGAUUAUGACUCCCUUUUCAAAGAGAAUGAGAAUUUGAGAAAUGAGGUUGAUUUGCUGAAAGAAAAAAUGCUUAGGAGGGAGAAAGGGAAGGAAAAUUCAGGGCAAAAUGAACCAAUUAGUCCAGUAGAUGCAGAAGAGGCUCAAAAGGCAACUCCAAAUGUUGUUACCUCAGAAGUGCCAAGUAUACAAAAGGUAGUAUGCAAACAAGAAGAUGCAAGUUCAGCUAAAAGUGAUGUUAUUGAUUCAGAUAGCCCACAUUAUACUGAUGGGAAUCAUUCUUCAAAUGCAUUUGAAGCAGAGCCAUCUGAUUUUUCUCAAGAUGAAGAUGACAACUUAAGUAAGAGCUUUUUAUGCUUCCCUGAAAUUGGAGAUCAAAUUCAAGCUAAUUCAUGCAAUUUGGGAUUCCAAAUUGAGGAUCAUCAGCCUUGUUGGUUCUGGCAAUAUUGAGUUUUUCAAUUCAAGAUUUGGCUCAAUCCUUUAGUGUUCUAAGGAAUUUGCUAAAUUUCCUUUGUAGCUUAAUUUACACUAUAUUAAUCAAUAAUAUGUUUGUAUAUAGGAUUACUAGUAGUUAACUAAUUGAGGUGUCUUUAUUACUAGCUUGUUUAAAAAAAUGUUAUGAUUGGCCUUUUUCUCUUUAGCUCAAAAACAAAUGGUACUAUUGCCUUU